UACCUUGACUGAGAGCAGCAGUGCAGACAGUGCUUUGGCUGUGUAUAAUGAACUGCAAACGAAGUACCCCUCAUUUAAUGUGGACUCUUAUAAGGUUAUUGAUCUGUGCACACUCUUGGUGAAAAAGAAGAGAACUGAAGGUUGGUGAUUUAUCAUGUGUAGUUAAGAUGGCGAUUAGUUGAUAUUACAGAAGGUUGGUGAUUUAUCAUGUGUAGUUAAGAUGGCGAUUAGUUGAUAUUACUGAUAUUGGUGAUUCAUAAAUUUAGAUCUCGUUCAUAGUUAAGAUUAUUUGAAUAGAGUGAGAAGCAAAGUUUGCCAGCUCUAGUUGCCAUUCACUAAUCUACCAAGCUUGGGAUCCAGUAGUAGAUCUUCCUUGCAAUUGAGGUGCAGGGUAAAGAUGGCAUUAUAAUGUCUAUGUACCAUUAUACUAUUCAUACCACUAUAUUUUCUGGAGGUAUAAAUCUAACUCCGUCUUUGUAAAAGUAUUGAUAGUCAGCUUUUUAAUGUCUUGCUGUUACUCAUAUUAGUUGCUAGUCACUGAGUAGGCAUAUUUAGAGGUAGAAUGUAAAUAAAGCCCAAUAAUAUAGGAGUCAAGAAGCAAAAGUAGCAAAAUCUUGACUGCCAGAUUCAAAUUUUUGUCCCAAACCAUCAAAGCCGCUGGACCACUGAAUGCUAGAUUAGUGAGAUUCAUCAGUGCCAUAAACUUUUAUUAGCUUCAUACUUGUUCUUGUAGGUAUUACUGUAAAAGGUAUACAUGUUAUAUAUAGAUUUUUUUUUCAUUAUAUCAGAGACUCCUAAUAUAACCCACCAUUGAUUUCAGAUGCAGUUAAUAUCCUGAAAAGAUAUUUAGAAGAGUAUUCCAAACCGCAUGCUAAAAAAGCUAUUAAAAGAAAUUGCUGGAAUCUUUUGAUGGCAGCAGCAGAAAAUCAGGAUCAUACAAAUACAAAAAAAAUAUUUGACCUCCUUCAGACAAAUCAUGUAAUUAAUGUAGAUGCAGUCAUAGCAGGACCAUUGAUAAAAGCAAGACUUCGUAGUGGUGAUCUAGCAGGGGCAGUGAAAGAGGCUGAAUAUCUGUGGAAAGAGUACAAGUGUUUACCAAUGAGGAUUGAAAUUCUCGUCCAGCUGACUCUUCAAUCAAAGCAAGGUGGUACGAGAUCAAAGGAGAAUGACAAUCUUAUGCAGUCCAUGUUGGAUAUGAUUGUCACGUCAAAGGGCUCUCUUCAAGCUCACCACGACUUGCUGUUUGCUUGCCUGGAAGCGGGACAACCAUCAGAUGCUAAGAAAGUGCUACAGAACAUGGGCAGAAAUGUGAACAUGCAGUUGGUGGAGCGCCAGUGCGACCGAUAUGCCAAGACUGAAAAGGAUGAACCGCUUCUGCACUUCCUCACUGCCUGUCGAGGAACUAAUACCGUCGACCAGUACAAAAUCUACAAAGCUCUCCUCAAUCUGUACUAUAAACAGAGCGCAGGUGAAAAGGGCCUCUUCCUCUGGACCAUGAUGCAAGAAGAUGAAGUGACACCCACCCCCCCUUUCCUCUCUACUCUGGCCUCGCUUCUGGCUGCCAGUAAUAUCAAGAUUCCUUUCACCGUUCAAUAAGGAUUUUUACUUUGCGCGUUAUCAUUAUGAUUUUUAUUAUUGUUAUUGGUAUUAUUAUUAUGAAUAUUAUUAUUGUUAUUAUUUAUAUCUUUAUUAUUCUUAUUCUUAUUGUUAUUGUUGUUGUUUUUGUUGUUGUUGCUGUCAUUAUUAUUAUUAUUUAUUAAUGUUAUUAUUAUUAUUUUUUUAUUAAUAUUAUUAUUUUUAUUAUUAUUAUUAUUAUUACUUUUAUUGUUAUUAAUUUUUUAUUAUUAUCAUUAUUUCAUGUAUUACAAUAAUAUUUUCAUGUUUCAUAGCAUGACUUUUUUUACUUAUAUAAAUUUUCAUUGUUUAUUGAGUUUUAUGCACAAUAUAAUGAGAGAGGUCUCUUCAGUGACUGUUUAUGUAAAUAUAUGCAAUAGAUGUUUAUAAUGAAAGUUGUUGUUAAUAAAUUUGUGUCUGUACAUUGUAUAUACAGAUGUUUUCUAAAA
Penaeus indicus is the source of this 2063-nucleotide messenger RNA. RefSeq names its product leucine-rich PPR motif-containing protein, mitochondrial-like. Gene Ontology annotation, molecular function: mRNA 3'-UTR binding. The record is from RefSeq and is a predicted model, not a curated record. Gene Ontology annotation, cellular component: nucleus; mitochondrion. Bases 910 to 1596 code for a protein of 228 amino acids. Gene Ontology annotation, biological process: regulation of mitochondrial translation. The transcript has 5 exons. Lineage: Eukaryota; Metazoa; Arthropoda; Malacostraca; Decapoda; Penaeidae.